UCUCCAUCUGAUUGACUUACGAGUACUACGGCCCUGCAGCGAUCCGUUGGUACAGGAGAUUCCGCAAUAGCCACGCCCCUAGUGCAUCGGAUUCUUGAGAUCAACGCGAGGAGCUUUGAGAGCUGGGCUCCGCAGAUCGGCUGCAGACAAGGCAACCGGCCACGGUCUAGCUCCACUCUCAAGUCUCAACCGAUCCACUCCACUUGCAAAAACCGAUGAGGUCCACCACCGUCGGGCCAAGCUUCCAGAAAGACGCCGCCGACAAGCCUGAUGCCGCCGCCGGUGGCGUCCUCUGGCCGUCCCGGGCAUGCUACCUCGUCGCUCUCGCCACCGCUUUCUGGGCCGUGGCGUCCAUCCUGUUCCAGCCGUCGCCCUUCUCCCUUCCCCUGCUGCCCAGCGUCACCGUCAGCCAGCACCCACCCCACGAGCAGCCGCCGCCGCUGUUCGCCGGGCAAGCGCUGGCUCAGUCGAACCAGACCGUGGCGGCGGACCGCUGCGCGGGGCGGUACAUCUACGUGUACGACCUGCCGCCGCGCUUCAACGACGACAUCGUCCGCGGCUGCCGCACGCUCCGCCCGUGGAUGGACAUGUGCCCGUACAUGCCCAACUGCGGCAUGGGCCGGCCGCUGGGCGCCGGGGGCGGCGCCUUCCCGGGCCGCGGCUGGUUCGCCACCGACCAGUUCAUGCUCGAUGUCAUCGUCCGCUGCCGGAUGCGGCGCUACGCGUGCCUCACGGCCGACCCCGCCCGCGCCGCCGCCGUCUUCGUGCCGGCCUACGCCAGCCUGGACGGCGGGCGGCACCUCUGGAACGGCACCGCCACGCGGGACGCGCUCGCGGCGGACCUCGUCGCGUGGCUCGCGCGCCGCCCCGAGUGGCGCGCCGCGGACGGCAGCGACCACUUCCUGGCCGCCGGCCGGACCGCGUGGGACUUCCUGCGGAAGACCGACGACGACGGGGACUGGGGCACCAAGCUGCUCAACCUCCCGGCCGUCCGGAACAUGACGGCGCUCGUCCUGGAGGUCGACCCGUGGCACCGCUCCGCCACCAUCGCGGUGCCUUACCCGACCUACUUCCACCCGGCGGCGGCCGCCGACGUGCGCGACUGGCAGGCGAAGGCGCGCGCGGCGGAGCGCCGGUGGCUCUUCUCGUUCGCCGGCGCGGCCCGGCCCGGGAGCAACAGGACCGUCCGCGCCGAGAUCUUCCAGCAGUGCGGCGCGUCGAGCCGCUGCGGGAUGUUCCGGUGCGCCAAGGGGUCCGAGUGCGAGUCAUCGCCGGGCGCCGUGAUGCGCCUGUUCGAGAGCUCCGUCUUCUGCCUCCAGCCGCGCGGGGACACGGCGACGCGGCGGUCCACGUUCGACGCCGUCCUGGCCGGGUGCAUCCCGGUGUUCUUCCACCCGGACUCGGCGUACACGCAGUACACGGCGCACCUGCCGCCGGACCCCGCGAGCUGGUCGGUGCUCAUCAUGCAUACCGACGUGACGGACCGGAACGUGAGCAUCGAGGAGACGCUCGCCUGGAUCCCGCCGGAGACGGUGAGGGCGAUGCGCGAGGAGGUGAUCCGGCUCAUCCCGAGGUUGGUGUACGCGGACCCGAGGUCGACGCGCGUGGACUUCAAGGACGCGUUCGACAUCGCGGUGGAGGCGGUCCUCGACCGAGUGGCCAAGCGGCGGCGGGGCGAUGUCGUCGACGUCGAGGGACGCUGACGGACGGGUCUCCGGGCUGGGGGAUCUCAUCAGCUGUCUCGGCUCUGCCACCGUCACGUGGAACCCCCUCCUCGGACGACGUGCGCGCACGCAUCUAGGAGCAUUUGGAUGGACGCGUGUCUCUUCCUGCCAUGCGGCAUGGGCGCAUGGCUACGGCGUAGUGGCGCGCUCUGCGGAGCAGCCCUGGGCAUUCGUUUUUUUAGCGUGGUUGGGUUCUGUGUUUUAAGGGCUUCGGCGGA
Panicum hallii is the source of this 1942-nucleotide messenger RNA. Its product is annotated as xyloglucan galactosyltransferase KATAMARI1 homolog. Bases 216 to 1703 code for a protein of 495 amino acids. NCBI's taxonomy places the organism in Eukaryota, Viridiplantae, Streptophyta, Magnoliopsida, Poales, Poaceae. The record is from RefSeq and is a predicted model, not a curated record. Gene Ontology annotation, molecular function: glycosyltransferase activity. The transcript has a single exon.